AUGCUUCUCCCGACUCAUGACGAGGUCACUUGCCCUGUGCUAGCUCCUGCCAACCAUAGAUCCGAGAAACCACUCGGUAUUAAUCAACAAAGAAUCCUUUACCGACUUGAGGCCGAUAAGAAGAGGCAUGAUGAAAGGAAAUCGUCAAGGAAUGUUGCUCCAAGACUCUCACACAUUCAAGCAUCUCUCUCAAGCCAGGACCUCAGACUCUCUUUGAAUGAUAAGCGAGCCCCAACUCCAAAACGUCUUGAUAAAGGAGUGUGGAUUCCCCGCACCCGACGGAUUUAUCCACCUCAAAGGAACCAUGAAGACCAUCCUUACCACCCAUCUCCAAGCCUAGGACGCUCAUCUUCUCAUCAAAAACAGAGGAUGACUCAAGCUCAACAGGAAGGAUCCCCUUCAGUCAAUCAUUGGAGCCCAGCCACUUGGGAGAAUGGCACUACUGUUGGAUUUCAGACACCUUCUCAUCUCAGGGCAUUACCACAAGGUCCUCAAAUCACCCUUCAAAGGUCUCUGACUUCUCAUACUCCCUCUCCAAGUCCCCCCAGGGAGGGAGUCUCUACUCCAUUGGAUGUAGUGGAGGAUACUAACAGCAAUUCUAGAGACAGAAGAACAGCUCUAGAGAGGUUGUCUCUUCCUUUCAACCCUGAACUACGUAACACUACAGUUGGAUCUAGUCUUGAUUCAGAGCGUCUGCAAGAGGUAGCGAUAGGGCUCAUUGAUGAAGAUCAUCGAAAUCACUACUUCAUCCCUGACGUCAUUCAAACAGAGGACACUAGGAUCCCUAUUUCCCUUCGCCUUGGUCCUGCGGAACCCUCAAACUCUAACCACAAGGGGAAGAAAAAGGCAGGAGGUAGAGUCAUUCCCUUGAAGCCUACAACCAAAGAGACAGGCUCUAAAGUUUCAAAAGCUGUAAGUAACAAGAGAGGAAACCACAGUCCCCUACAAGGACUCCAAGGUCAUCUUAGAACAACGAGAAGCACUGGAAUUAGCUCUCUCUGCAUCCAUCCCCGAUCAGGCGCUCAUUACAACUAUCACAACUACUCUUGA
Messenger RNA from Arabis nemorensis, 1050 nucleotides. Lineage: Eukaryota; Viridiplantae; Streptophyta; Magnoliopsida; Brassicales; Brassicaceae. The record is from the annotation of a GenBank genome assembly.